UCGGUAGUAAUUUUGUUUGGGCGAAAUAAACAAAAAUAAAUGCGGGAAAAGUACAAAAAACUACGUUAUCUUUUGUGUAGCCAUAGCAACCGGUGUGUUUGUCGUCUGAGUAACGUUUAAACAUUCUCGUUUUGCAGCCUAGAAAUCUGUGAAAAACAACCAAACGAGCAUCACACGCGCAGCUCGAGAAACCGAGAAACCGAAAAAAGUAUCUUUGGAAUUCUGAAGCAAAGAUUGGAUGGGAAUCCAGUGCAAACAAAUAUCUUUACUACGAAAAACACAAAUCCGCAACUGCAAACCUUAAAAAAUAUAUGAAACUGAAUAUUAUAUUUGGAAUUCACUAAAUAAGAGCUGAGAGCAACCAAGAAAAGGGGUUUUCUAUAGAAAAAAGAACACGGAGCAAGUAAAAUACAUUUUCGAAUUAAGAAGAUAUACGAAAGCAGCUCAAACCAAUUCAAAACCAACUAAAAACCCAAGAAAUCUUAGAGUACCUAUGCAAGUAACCCUGAAUGAAUUGAACAUUGCACUUCAAACAAAAUUGUAUUUAUAUCUUUUGCCGCUUAAAUCGAAAAGUAUCGAAUGAAUCAUUCGUUGAAGCCCGUCUAAUUCAAGGAAUCACCUGCUGAAAGUUAUUAAAAAUAAAAAACAGUAAUUCUUAAAGAAAGAUUAAAUAUAGUCCCAAAAUGGGCUUCGAUAUCGAUACCCAGAAGAUCUGCUCGGAACUGGAGAGCACCGAUCGACGUCUGAAGACCACAAUUCUAGAAGAACUACGCGAUAAGUGCGCAAAUGGAGCAAAAACCGCGAGCGCCGACGAAAUAGCCCAGGUUUUCGAUCAACUGUAUCUGCAUCUGUUGAAAUGCUACGAGGAUAAAUUCGAAAGCGUUCGCGAUCGUGCCGUUCAAGCGGUAAGUGCCUUUUUGGCCGGGCUGCCGCCCACGGAUUUCCACCUGAUGAAUGUGGUGUCCACUUUGGCGGAGCGAAUGGGAAAGGCCGAAACCGUGGAGCCCAGCGAGGAGAUCCGUCUGCUCUACAUUAAGCAACUGAAUCUGAUGGUUUGCCUGUACGCAAAGAUGGGCAGUGUGGGCGUCUUCAGGGAGUGCUAUCCCCUGGUGGCGAAGAUCCUGAUCAAGUCCAUCAAGGAUGACUAUCCGUUGGUUCAGCGCGAAGGCUGCUCCACCGUGGUGAAUCUCGCUCGCGUGGCUGAUACCCAGGAGUUUCGUCCCUUUACGGAAUCAUUACUUCUACCUCUUUACUCCAUGCUGAACCACAAGCAUGCGCAGGCCAGGAUCUCGGCCAUUGAAGCCAUCGGCAGGCUGAGUCUGCACAUGGACGCCAGUGGCGAUGCAAUGAGGCGGCUCUUCAAUGAGGUAUCGCCCCUUCUCAUGGACACCAUGCCUUUGGUUCGUCGUGAAGUCGGCCAGAUGGGCAUUCUAAUGCUAAUGGAGCUGCUGGAUCGCUAUUCCUUCUUUGAGAGAAUUCUACCGCUGGUUCUUUGUUGCCUAAAGGACGAGUCUCCGGAGGUCCUGAAUCACAUAUACCCACAAUGGCUCAAGUGUGGCGUACAGUAUUUCAAUGAAAACGAAGCCGAGUUGUCGCAACAGGAAAUAAGCGAUCUGCCAGCUGAGAAUUAUCCGGAAGAUAUCAAGCGUCCUACCAUCGGAUGUCGUGGUUUGGUGCAACGAUCUUUGAGACUGUUGCAACUGAUUACCCGGGAAACAAGCGACUGGAAGGACAACGUUCGCCUUCACGCCCUGAAGCUUCUCUAUCAGUUUGUCUUGCACGCCGAGGCUGCCAUGACGGCCAAGUUCUUCGAGAUCUAUGGGGAUUUGGCCCAUGCCUGCAUUGAUCCCGUGGCCGAAGUCAAUGCGGAAGCCGCCAAGGUGGCCGAUUUGAUGGGUCGCCUGUUAUCCUACGAUGCCUGGAUAGAUCAUGGCUUCGAUGGCCUGGAACGAAAUGCCCGGGAGUCCUAUAUGAGAUGUUUCUACCACAUGUUCACCGCAUCGCUGGGUGGCACCUAUGAGCAGCUGAUGCGGUUGGCCAACCUCCUUCGCAGCACCGAUUACUCGCAUACUCUGAAGCCAGGCUUCCAGCACUACAUACUGAAACUAUUGGACACCAUUGUGGAUAAAUCGCAGAAGAUCAAUGCGGGGCAGAACGAGCUGGAAGAUCUCUACGAGUCGGUGUAUGUAACUGGCAUUAAAGUAAUGGCACUUUCCAAUUCCCUCGAAAGUAGCAGCAACGAAGAUGUCAAUUUCGGACAAAUGCUGAUCGAAAAGCUUGUGACACUUCUCAACUCUUCGCUUGCAAAAACUCACGAACGUUGGUUUCACUUGGCCUUGAAGGAUGUGGAGAAUCUGGAUGCGGCUUUGGAGGAUAAUGCCGAGCCAGUGAUGCUGUUGGAUGGAUUGAUUAAUAUGUGCCACAUUCGAGCUACCUAUGUGCACGAUCUUAUCGAGAAGGUUAAGAUCGUCUUUGCACAUUGCUGCGAUAGUGCUCAAGUGAAAAUCUUUAGCAGUCUCUCGUUAGCAACACUAUUUUGGUCGAAGACGAUGAACAUUGAACGUGAGCGCAGCACCCAGAUGUUAAGUGAAUUCGUGUCGCAGAUUGUGGAACCCUAUCUGACCUGGAAAGCCGGAUCCAAUGCCGAGGCCAUGAGAUCCCUGGCCAUGGCAACACUAUGUGCUUUGGCUCAGGGAGCCGAGUCUGAAUCUGUGGAAGUGCUACCCUCGCUGGCCAAACACAUGCCCAGCCUGCUCGAGGAUCGCAAUGUCACCACACGGCAUUAUGCGGUCAAGGCGGUUGUGUAUUUUAGGGAAAUGUCUGUGGAAGAAUUGAAACCAUUGGCCUAUGCCACCAUGCAGCGCAUGGAUGAUCCUUCGGCUGGCAUUCGCAUCCUGGCUGCUUUGGCUGUGGGUAAACUGAAGCCCAAGUUCAGCGAGACGGAUACUGAAAUGGAAUAUGAAAAGGAGGUGUGGGAUGUCAUAGUAAAACGUGCCAUGGGUCUGCUCUUGCUCUAUCACGAGAGUCCCGAGAAGGAAAUGAAGGCAGCUGUGGAAGUUACCCUACAGGUCUUGGCCCGAUCUCAUCCAGAAGCCUGGGAGGAACGCUAUCAACGGGCUUUGCCCAUGGCUCAGAAAAAGGAUCAGCUCCACGAACUCUACAACAGGCUAACCAUCAAUGAAGCUCCAGAUCCUGGCAAUACACUUACAUCCGAAGAUUAGGUUACACUUUACAUAUUAUUUACAAAUUAAUUAAGCGUUUAGUUAUAUUUUAUCGCAUUGCAAAUUUGACUUGCUACUUCUAAAGCGUGUACUUAAGCCUUUUCGUAAAACAAUUUAAUUUUAAUUAAUGAAUUGAAGCUGUAGCUUUCAUUCGAGCAAUUGAUUUAAUUGACCCAUAUACAUAUAUCCACUUCUAAGUACCAAGAACUAUUGUAAACAAAAGCUUCAAACUAUAAAGUAAAAUCUGUG
Messenger RNA from Drosophila santomea, 3470 nucleotides. RefSeq names its product dynein axonemal assembly factor 5 (gene Dnaaf5). Lineage: Eukaryota; Metazoa; Arthropoda; Insecta; Diptera; Drosophilidae. The transcript has a single exon. The record is from RefSeq and is a predicted model, not a curated record. Bases 684 to 3221 code for a protein of 845 amino acids. Gene Ontology annotation, biological process: cilium movement; outer dynein arm assembly; inner dynein arm assembly. Gene Ontology annotation, molecular function: dynein intermediate chain binding. Gene Ontology annotation, cellular component: cytoplasm.